AUUUACUGUUUUCUUCUAACAAGGAGACAAGGUUGUGCUAACAGGGAGGAAUGUUCUGAAGCAUGGAAAGAGAACAGCACUCUGCAGCUUAGGGAGGAUUCCUCAUGCAGAAACGAAUAUGCAGUUGCCAAGACCUUCCUGAAGAUGGAACUUUCCGACCAAGUAAAAUAUUCCUAUCAAAGGGCUAAUUCUACCCAGGAAGCUUAUGUAAAAAAAACGUGAAAUGGUGUUAGCCAAGAAAUCAAUAUACAAGUUAUUGUAAAAGUUACACAACAUUUAAUGGACUGCAUAACAGCAAAUGCUCUCUUAUUGAUGAAGAAAUACUGUAUAUGGAUUUCCUCCAAAUCAACCGUAAAGCAGGCGAGCAGAUUAGACAUACCUUUUAAUGAAGAACACCAGAUGUUCAGAAAAAUACCUCUUAAUUUAUGACACUGUUGUUGGCUACAGGAAUGGAAGCGGCUGAGAAUGGCUCCCAAGCAACCCCCCUAAUAUGAUGUGGAAUAACAAGAACAAGCCUCCCCUUCAUCUUUAACUUGUACAGCCCCCUCCCACCCCCACUGUCGUUGUAGGCCACUUUACUGGUAUUAAUCGUGCGUUUUAGUUUCCCUUUAUAGCCAACGUCCUCUGUCCAUUCUGUCUUGGCAAGUUGAUCGCACUUCAUACACUGAUUAAAUAUUAAAGUCCUGGGCGCGAUAAUUGCAGAGGAUUGUGCAUCGCUGUGAAAUGCAUCAGGGCUGAGAGACAUACAAAAGAAGGAGGGCUAUGGCAGCAAGAGUGGGGGAGGCAGCGGGACCUAGACUGUAGCGCAGUGCUCACUUCAUCGUGCCUCCCGCGUGGAAGGAUUUGCCUGCGAGCAUUCCAUGUUAGUGGCAGGGAAGUUAAAGGGAUGCUCGUGGUCAGGGAGAAGGUCUGCUGAGAGGUGGAUAAGAAGGGGAGUGCGAGAGACCAAUAGCCGCCUGUGGGAGUAUUUGUUAUUCACAUGGAGGGGCGAGCUCAGGACUAGCUGCCUGUUUCAGCACCACGGACAGAGCUACAAGUGCGGCUCAUUGGAGACAAGCGCGGGAACAGCCUUUGCACUGACAGGCGAUGCAGACGCGCAGACAUUCUGGCCGGAUAAAGUUAUGUGAAAAUUCAUCAAGUAAGACAUGACUUGGAGACUACCAGUUCCUGAACCUGAAUACAUGAAAAGACUACCUGAUCAUAUGAAGUUGCUGUACUGGAUUUAUUAAAUGGAUUGUCUUAACUUUGCUUGGCUCUGAGAGUAUACUGCUACAUUAUGUUAUUCUUUAUUGGGCACUGAUGGUUACAUCUGGAAGGUGCAGCUUGAAAAGACUUAAUUUUUCAUAUCAGAAUUCUCAAUUGCAAUUAUGUUGUCGAGACAAGUAACAUACAAAAGCACCCAAUCAACUCUUUGCCCCUGCAUUUUAUUUUUAGCAAUGUAUGUGUUCUGGAUAUCAAGCAUGAUGCAAACAACUAAUGGCCAGGAAUAUGCUCACUCCAUCAGGGUUGAAGGGGAUGUUAUACUUGGAGGUCUCUUCCCAGUCCAUGCAAGAGGAGAACGUGGUGUGCCAUGUGGAGAUCUAAAAAAAGAGAAAGGAAUUCACAGACUAGAGGCAAUGAUGUAUGCCAUUGAUCAGAUUAAUAAGGACCCAGACUUUCUUCCAAACAUUACAUUAGGGGUGCGCAUCCUUGAUACCUGCUCAAGGGAUACAUAUGCCUUAGAGCAAUCCUUAACCUUUGUGCAAGCUUUAAUAGAAAAAGAUGCUUCAGAUGUCAGAUGUGCCAAUGGAGACCCUCCUAUUUUUACAAAGCCUGAUAAAAUUGUUUGUGUAAUAGGAGCUGCAUCAAGUUCAGUAUCUAUCAUGGUUGCCAAUAUUCUAAGGCUUUUUAAGAUACCUCAGAUCAGCUAUGCAUCAACAGCUCCAGAACUGAGUGAUAACAGCCGCUAUGAUUUUUUUUCACGUGUGGUUCCACCUGACUCCUAUCAAGCCCAGGCAAUGGUGGAUAUUGUGACAGCCCUAGGAUGGAACUAUGUAUCCACUUUAGCUUCAGAAGGAAAUUAUGGUGAGAGUGGCGUAGAAGCAUUCACACAACUAUCCAGGGAAAUUGGAGGCGUUUGCAUUGCACAGUCAUUGAAAAUCCCCCGGGAGCCCAAACUAGGAGAAUUUGAUAAAAUCAUUAAACGCCUGUUGGAAACCCCUAAUGCACGUGCAAUAAUCAUUUUUGCAAAUGAAGAUGACAUAAGACGAAUUCUGGAAGCUGCCAAAAGAAACAAUCAAACUGGGCAUUUUCUGUGGAUUGGUUCAGACAGCUGGGGUUCUAAGAUUGCACCAGUGUACCAGCAAGAAGAAAUAGCUGAAGGAGCUGUAACAAUAUUACCAAAGAGAGCAUCAAUAGAUGGAUUUGAUAGAUAUUUUCGAAGUCGGUCCUUGGCCAAUAACCGUAGAAAUGUGUGGUUUGCAGAAUUUUGGGAAGAAAAUUUUGGAUGUAAGUUGGGAUCACAUGGUAAAAGGAACAAUCAUUUUAAAAAAUGCACAGGGUUAGAACGUAUUGGACGGCAUUCCAAUUAUGAACAGGAAGGAAAAGUCCAAUUUGUGAUAGAUGCAGUAUAUGCAAUGGCUUAUGCACUGAAUAAUAUGCACAAAGAUCUCUGCCCCGGGUAUAUUGGACUGUGCCCACGAAUGAGGACUAUUGAUGGAAAAGAGCUUCUCAAUUAUAUUCGGGCAGUUAAUUUCAAUGGAAGUGCGGGAACACCAGUGACAUUCAAUGAAAAUGGGGAUGCUCCUGGGAGAUAUGAUAUCUACCAAUACCAAAUGACAAACAAAACAGCAGAAUACAAGGUUAUUGGACAAUGGACCAACCAACUACAUCUAAAUGUGGAAGACAUGCAGUGGACAAGCAGAGAACAUAUGCAACCAACUUCAGUUUGCAGCUUGCCAUGCAAACCUGGAGAAAGAAAAAAAACCGUGAAAGGAGUUCCCUGCUGCUGGCAUUGUGAACGAUGUGACGGUUAUCAUUAUCAACUGGAUGAAAUGACCUGUGAACUUUGUGCUUUAGAUCAAAAACCAAAUGCAAACCGCACUGGCUGCCAACUAAUUCCUAUUAUUAAACUUGAAUGGCACUCUCCUUGGGCAGUUGUGCCCGUCUUUAUAGCCAUUUUGGGAAUUGUGGCGACAACAUUUGCAAUUGUCACCUUUGUGCGAUACAAUGAUACACCUAUUGUUAGAGCAUCUGGUCGUGAGCUCAGCUAUGUGCUGUUGACAGGGAUUUUUGUGUGUUAUGCCAUUACUUUUUUAAUGAUUGGCACUCCAGACAUGUUUGUUUGCUCCCUGAGACGUAUUUUUCUUGGACUUGGCAUGUGCUUCAGUUAUGCUGCAUUACUGACUAAAACAAACAGAAUUCAUCGAAUAUUUGAGCAAGGAAAACAGUCUGUUACUGCCCCAAAGUUUAUAAGUCCAGCAUCUCAGUUGGUAAUCACUUUUAGUCUCAUAUCUGUUCAGUUGGUUGGAGUCUUCAUAUGGUUUGUUGUAGACCCUCCUCAUAUUAUAGUAGACUAUGGAGAACAAAGAACACCUGAUCCAAUUAAUGCUAGGGGAGUUCUUAAAUGUGACAUAUCUGAACUUUCUCUCAUUUGCUCUCUUGGAUACAGUAUUCUUUUAAUGGUUACAUGCACUGUUUAUGCCAUUAAAACUAGAGGGGUUCCAGAAACCUUCAAUGAAGCCAAACCUAUUGGAUUUACUAUGUACACCACCUGCAUCAUUUGGUUAGCUUUUAUUCCAAUAUUUUUUGGAACAGCUCAGUCAGCAGAAAGGAUGUAUAUCCAGACAACUACACUGACCAUCUCCAUGAGUUUAAGUGCUUCUGUAUCUCUUGGUAUGCUAUACAUGCCCAAGGUUUACAUAAUAAUUUUGCACCCAGAGCAGAAUGUUCAAAAACGAAAAAGAAGUUUCAAAGCAGUUGUGACAGCUGCCACCAUGCAAAGCAAGCUGAUCCAAAAGGGAAAUGACAGACCAAAUGGUGAAGUGAAAACUGAACUCUGUGAAAGCCUUGAAACAAACACUUCAUCAACCAAGACCACAUAUGUCAGUUACAGCAAUCAUGCAAACUAAAACCUUGUGAUCUAUGAUGGAAAAUAUCCAUGUUCUACAAUCACAACCAAGAUCGAAAAACAAAGUAAACACAAUGGACAUGCUAAAAAUGCCUGGAUUUAUUUUUUGAAAUAUAGUGCUGAAAUAUUUUAAUGAAAAGCCCAUGAAUGAACAAAAGAAAAGAUGUGGAACUGACUAAGCAAAUCCUAUUGUUCACAUUUGAUGAAAGACAAAAAGAAAAAAAAAAUCUGUCAUAUGUUACACCAUUAUUGUAAGUUCGUUUUGUGAUUUGUGAGAAUUUCAUUCCUGUCCUAUAUUGUUCUGUUUGUAUAGGAGAUGAGUUUGUGCAUUGUAAUGGCUGAUUGACAUGAAGCCCUGGGUUGUGUUACAUAAAUGCAAUGGUUCAAGCAUGCACAUUUUUAUACAAAAGAUAUUUCUAAUA
Messenger RNA from Xenopus laevis (African clawed frog), 4530 nucleotides. It is a transcript of the gene grm8.S, whose product is annotated as glutamate receptor, metabotropic 8 S homeolog. The record is from RefSeq and is a predicted model, not a curated record. The coding region runs from base 1368 to 4109 and encodes 913 amino acids. The transcript is spliced from 11 exons. Lineage: Eukaryota; Metazoa; Chordata; Amphibia; Anura; Pipidae.